GUCACAAACACAAUUAAGGUGGAACAUAGUGCAUACAUACAUAAACUCACGCCUAUUUCCCACUGGGGUUUAGUAUCAGUUAUAAAAAUGCAGAUUGGCGCGCUGAUAUUCAUCGUGUAUUUAGUGUUGCCAGCCAUUUUUGCGGAGGAUGUCAGUUACCAAGCAUGCGUGGAUAAAUACUCAAGAAAAGGGUAUCAACCUUGGCAAGAAUGGUCCGAUCACUAUACCUGCCAUCGCUACCGAUGUGAAAUCCGCGAUGGAAAAUAUUUCAUAGCUGCUGUUGGCUGUCGAAAACCUAAGAUUCCAGAGAAUGCGCUAGAAUGUCACGAAUAUAUUGAAGAUGAGAAUGUUGAAUUCCCAACAUGCUGCGCUCGCCUAAGAUGCGUCGUGGAGGUAAACGGAGAACGGAUCGUUCAAACUAGAGGACAACCGGGAGAACUUUUCCCUGACAAACCAUGGAAAGGCCAACAAAAUGAACCUAACCCGGCGGUAGUAGGUAUGGGAGCUAUCCAGCAGAACACUGUCGGCGGUGAACCACAGGGCCAGCCAGCCCCUGGCAUCUUCAACAGCAGAGGCGCAGGCAAGCGAAUUAAGCCAACGAUAUUCCCGACAGCGGAUGGCAACGAUAUUAACGGGCGGCGAUAUGUAGAUCCUUACCCCAGCCAACAAAUGCAAGAGUCACCAAGGAAGAAGAGGUCAACCGUCUACCCGUUAUUCGAUCGCGGCUUGAACUCGGAAUCAGGAGUUUACAGGCCUCACCAAGUUAAAAUUCACGGCUACUCACCAGAAAGAUAUACUUCCUAUUUCACUAAUUCAGUCAGAAGCCUGUCUAACCCUAAAUUGCAAUAUAGUUAAGUAAAAAGUGUUUCUUCACAAAAUUUCAUGUAUUUUUGUAUAAUUUAUGGUAUUGAAUAAUUCGUUAAAUCUUUUAUGUAUAUAGAAUAAAAGCAACAAACAUGUAAUCAAAAAUAAUAUAAAUGCAUCAGUGAUUCAA
Molecule: messenger RNA, 994 nt
Organism: Pectinophora gossypiella (pink bollworm)
Lineage: Eukaryota; Metazoa; Arthropoda; Insecta; Lepidoptera; Gelechiidae
Exons: 7
Coding region: 88-855 (255 amino acids)
Source: RefSeq, a predicted model, not a curated record